Oxyura jamaicensis (ruddy duck) is the source of this 2997-nucleotide messenger RNA. It is a transcript of the gene SMARCE1, whose product is annotated as SWI/SNF related, matrix associated, actin dependent regulator of chromatin, subfamily e, member 1. The record is from RefSeq and is a predicted model, not a curated record. Gene Ontology annotation, molecular function: nuclear receptor binding; nucleosomal DNA binding. The transcript is spliced from 11 exons. NCBI's taxonomy places the organism in Eukaryota, Metazoa, Chordata, Aves, Anseriformes, Anatidae. The coding region runs from base 254 to 1492 and encodes 412 amino acids. Gene Ontology annotation, cellular component: SWI/SNF complex. Gene Ontology annotation, biological process: negative regulation of DNA-templated transcription.
GGGCCUCCGCUUAACCCCAAGGGACGCGGCGAAGGUCGGGGCAUGGCGAGGACUUAAGGGCGAGCAACGCAGUCCCAUCGACCCCUUCCAACGCGGCCGCCUGCGGGCUGAGGGAGGGCGGUGGCUCCGUGUCGAAAGUGCAGAGCCGACCGCGCAGGCGCUGCCCUCGCCUGGUGGGGAACAAAGGGAGCGCGGCCGGCGGCGACCGGAAUUACAAAUAUAAUGUCAGGUGGCUGAAAAUUUGCCUAUCAAAAUGUCAAAAAGGCCAUCUUAUGCUCCACCUCCUACCCCAGCUCCUGCAACCCAAAUGCCCAGCACACCAGGGUUUGUGGGAUACAAUCCAUACAGCCAUCUGGCCUACAACAACUACAGGCUGGGAGGGAACCCGGGCACCAACAGCCGGGUCACGGCUUCCUCUGGUAUUACCAUUCCAAAGCCCCCCAAACCCCCAGACAAGCCCCUGAUGCCCUACAUGAGGUACAGCCGGAAGGUCUGGGACCAAGUGAAGGCGUCCAAUCCUGAUUUGAAGUUAUGGGAAAUUGGCAAGAUUAUUGGAGGAAUGUGGCGAGAUCUCACUGAUGAAGAGAAGCAAGAGUAUUUGAAUGAAUAUGAAGCUGAAAAGAUAGAGUACAAUGAGUCCAUGAAGGCCUACCAUAAUUCUCCUGCAUACCUUGCCUACAUCAAUGCAAAAAGUCGUGCUGAGGCUGCGUUAGAAGAAGAAAGCCGGCAAAGGCAGUCACGCAUGGAGAAAGGUGAACCUUACAUGAGUAUACAGCCAGCAGAAGAUCCAGAUGAUUACGACGACGGAUUUUCUAUGAAGCACACAGCUACAGCUCGUUUCCAAAGAAACCAUCGUCUCAUCAGUGAGAUACUGAGUGAAAGUGUGGUUCCUGAUGUCCGCUCUGUUGUCACUACAGCUAGAAUGCAAGUUCUUAAACGUCAGGUUCAAUCCUUAAUGGUUCACCAGCGUAAACUGGAAGCUGAGCUGCUGCAAAUUGAAGAGCGCCACCAGGAGAAGAAGAGGAAAUUCUUGGAAAGCACAGAAUCCUUCAAUAAUGAGCUCAAAAGGUUAUGCAGUUUGAAGGUAGAAGUGGAUAUGGAAAAAAUUGCAGCUGAAAUUGCUCAAGCUGAGGAACAGGCUCGCAAGAGGCAGGAGGAAAGGGAAAAAGAAGCAGCUGAGCAAGCUGAACGCAGUCAAAACAACAUAGCAGCUGAGGAAGAACAGGCAGCUAACAAGAUGGAGGAGAAGAAAGAAGAGGAGAGUGCUCCAAUGGAGACAGAAGAGCCUCACCCAGAAGAGAGCACAGAAAACCAGCAGAAUGGUGAAGAAGGAACAUCUACCCCAGAUGAUAAGGAGAGCGGCCAAGAAGGGGUUGAUAGCACUGCAGAGGAAGGAACCAGUGAUAGCAACACUGGUUCAGAGAGCAAUAGCGCGACAGUUGAAGAGCCUCCUGCAGACCCUAUCACUGAGGAUAGUGAGAAGAAAGAAUAAAUAUUGACUUGUUUCAUGUGUCUCUUUUUAAUGAAGUACUGUUUUGAUUUCAAAAUGUGCUAAGCAGCUUUUGUAUCUUCCUUGCUUGUAUCACUUGUCUCCAAAGGAUAUUGGGUUUUAGUAACACUUUGUAUUAUCAGCAUAGUGACUUAAAGGGCCCUUUAGGGGCAAAGGGUAUCUUACAACAGACAGAAAAUAUCUCAUGUAUAAAUACAGUGAUAUAAUAUGAAGAGAUGUUAUUGUUUGGAAUUUCUUCCCCAGAAAGGUAACUGGUUUUGUUUUUAAUAUUAGAAAUCAGGAUUUUUUCCCCUCUUUCUAAUUACAUGCCCACAGUGAAAAUGCAGUUUUCCUUCAAGGCCCUUGUUCAGUUGUGGCUGAAUGAGAUGCAGAUGGGUAUCACCUCUCUGCUGGAUUCCUCUUAACCUAGCUUUGGUGAUGGACUGACGGCCCCCACACAUCUCUUGGUUAGGGUAAGGGAAUGUUACACUGGGAGCUGGGAAGCUUGUACCACGAUCACAGGCUGAUGAAGCAGCGUAAUUGAGAAACAUGCAGUUAACUGUACUCGCCUUCUAGACAGGGUCAAUGUUACUGAGGCAUCUUAAAGAUGACCUUAGUACUAAGUGAAGAUGCAUAACCCCUGUACUUUCCUUGAUCUAACAAAACAAACCACAGCAGCCUAGCACGAGUUACCACAACUAUUUCUGUUCUUGCUAUUAAUGAUGUCUACUGUAGCUCCCCAGUUCAACAGUUGUAAAGAAAGCUUUCAGUACUCCUAAAUAAGGCUGCUGCAACACUUGAACUUGUGUUGUUUUUUUGUAUAAUCUUUAUUGUAUGAAUGCAGUAGCUAUGCAACACGGAAGGAAUCUUGCUCGUGUUAUGCGUGCAAUACAUCUGGGGAUGCAUUUCCACAUGAUUAAGAGUUCAGUUGUCUUGAAGUAUAUGAAAUAUUGAGGGUUUUUUUCUGUGAUACAGGAUUAUUUUCAAAAAGUCUUUGCUCUUCUUCACUAUUUCACUCUUUUAUUUGCUACUGAGAUUAUCAUAAUAGGACCUCAGCCAGAGAUCUGGCAAAAUACAAAGCAGGAGAGAAUUGAAACAUGUUACUUGCUCUCAGAGAAAGUAGUCAUGAAUGCAACACAAACAGUAGAAAACAGUAGUUCUGCUUGCCAUGACCUUCCAAAACCUCUAGGAACUCUACAAAAGUAUUGAAAAUGCUACAUUUUGCCCUGGACAAACAGAAGCCCUAUCUGAAGAAGAAAAAAAUUACAACAGAUACAAGCUGUUCUAUCAGUUUCCUACUGUAAGAGGACACAUGAUGCAUAUGCUUCAAUAGUGUGUUUUUACAGCUGUUUUAUAAAUUUCCAACUAUAAGAGAACAUACGAUGCAUAUGCUUCAAUGAACUAGUGUGUUUUUAUGGAAUAGUGGGUAUAUGAGAUGGUAUUGUUUUUUUAAAUCCUUUUUUUUAAUGGUCUAAAAAUAAUAAAAUCCAACUUUUUUUUUAAAUUUA